ACUCCUCCCACUACGCGUUGGUUACAUUUCGUCAGGGAGUGUUGAUCGUAAUAACUGUAUUAGAAAUAAAGUCUCGGAUGCGUUUGAAGACGCUGGGUUUCAGAUAGCAGGAGAAGAAAGCGGGUUUGGAGAAAAUCUAGUAACCCUAGAGCUGGCAUGUUGGCACGUAACGCUGGCAGUCAGUGAUGUGAGUUUCGUGAUUGUUUUCAGAGUGAAGAUGGAGACCCCAGGCUCCGGUGACUCCUCUUCCAACCCAAAGCCCGGUCCUGGAAGUCUGGGCUCGAUGUUGAACCUGAGGGCAACCGGGCGCCUGCCCACCAUGCGGUCCAGAGACCUGACACUGGGAGGCGUGAAGAAGAAAACCUUCACUCCCAACAUCAUUGGCAGAAAGAGUAAAGAAGAACUGAAAGUAAAUGAAGGACCCAGGAGAGAGAGGAAGGAUGCGGAUCGUGGGCGACAGCGAGAUGGGCGGGGCAGGGGGCGGGGCCGGCCAGAGAUCAUCCAGUCUCACUCCAUCUUUGAGCAGGGACCUGCGGAGGCGUUGGUCAAGAGGAAAGGUGUGUAUGAGGACACACGAGAAACGCCCAACAGCGCCCCCUGCCCCAUCAUCAACAUCAAGAAGGAGAAUAGAGAGACUGAAGAGGAGACCAAAGAGAUCCUGCGCAAGCUGGAGAGAGACAACUUUGUGGAUGACCCGCAGCUGAGGAACGAAGCGCGCUGCUGUCCAGUGCAGCUUCCUCUGGCCGUGUCCGGCUGGGUGUUUAAAGAAGAGUUCAAGGAAGAUGCUGACUUCGGAGGAGUCAAAACGGAGAAUUAUGCAGAGGAUGAAAAGAUGAACACGGAGAGCUCAGACACGGCUGUUAGAGUCAAACAGGAGCCUCCCGAUGUCCCUGUGAUGAAGGCGGAGCCCACAUUUAAGCCACCGCCCCUUCCCGAACCCGACUUCUUGCCUGACCUGCUGCAGGCAUGGAGUCACUGCAAAGAGGAGGAGCUUCUGUUCAUGCAGCUCCCCGAUUCGCUGCCGGGACAACCUCCGAGCAGUGACGCCCGUCCCACUAAGACCACGGUGCAGUCUGAGGAUGGACAGAACAUGCUGCAGAAGACCGAGGGACAGGAGGAGGAGGCUGAGGAGGAGAACAGUUGCCAUCUGAAGGAGCUGCAGGAGGGUUUGGUGGGCCGCUUGUUGGUCAGGAAGUCAGGACGAGUGCAGCUCGUGUUGGGGAACAUCACGCUGGACGUGGCUCUGGGAACGUCCUGCUCCUUCCUCCAGGAGUUGGUGUCUGUGAGUACAGAGGGCAGGAGAGGAGACAUGACCGUACUCGGCCACGUUAAACACAAACUCGUCUGUUCACCCGACUUCAAGGCUCUCCUCGGGAACAGAGCUUGAGUGUGUGUGUGUGUGUGUGUGUGUGAGAGAUAGAAAGGUGUGUAUGUUCGUCAGCUUGUGUGUAUCUUUGACCUGGAGACGCAGCUCUGCUAGGGUUUUCAAACAAACUGUUCUAAUCUAUGUCAUAUAUAUAUAUAUAUAUAUAUCUACUGUACAUAUAAAAUAAUUUAAAUCAAAAAUAUUGAUUGUGAAGUGUGUUGAGAUUGAAUGAAUGAUUAAAAUUAAAAACAAAAAACAACAAAGAACGUCAUCCUAUUGUGAACAUUUGAUUUUUCACACAUUGACCUAAAGGUCAUAAGUGAGUCUUACGCAUGGUUAAAGUGUAAAUACACCGGUCAGGCAUAACAUUAUGACCAGUGACAGGUGCCAUGAAUAAGACUGAGUAUCUCCUCAUCAUGGCACCUGUUAGUGGGUGGGAUAUAUUAGGCAGCAAAUCAACAUUUUGUCCUCAAAGUUGAUGUUAGAAGCAGGAAAAAUGGACAAGCGUAAGGAUUUGAGCGAGUUUGAUGAAGGGCAUCUCCAAAACUGCAGCUCUUGUGGGGUGUUCCCGGUCUGCAGUGGUCAGUAUCUAUCAAAAGUGGUCCAAGGAAGGAACAGUGGUGAACCGGCGACAGGGUCAUGGGAGGUCAAGGCUCAUUGAUGCACGUAGGGAGAGAAGGCUGGUCCGUGUGAUCCGAUCCAACAGACGAGCUACUGUUGCUCAAACUGCUGAAGUUGUUAAUGCUGGUUCUGAUAUGCCUGGUCAGUGUUUGUAUUUGUAUUAUCUAAAGCAAGGAAGGAUAUUUCAUGGAAAAUUCUCCAUUACAUUAUGAGUGAGUGUAUUGGGAAAACCUGAACAUAUUUUCCUCCCAGGUUUCCUGGAACACACUGUAUCAGACAAAAACAAAAGCAGUUUUCUCUCAGAUUACACAGCAUUGCCAAAAGUAUUGGGACACCCCUCCAAAUCAUUGAGUUCAGGUGUUGUUUUUCAGGGUUCAGACUUGGCCCCUUAGUUCCAGUGAAAGGAACUCUUAAUGCUUCAGCUUCAUACCAAGACAUUUUGGACAAUUUCAUGCUCUUUGUGGGAACAGUUUGGGGAUGACCCCUUCCUGUUCCAACAUGACUGCACACCAGUGACCAAAGCAAGGUCCAUAAAGACAUGGAUGAGGGAGUUUGGUGUGGAGUAGAAUGUUUUUGUCCCAGGGCUUUUCUUCCUUUGAUUAGGACAGACUGGCUAAAAUCAUUCAGUAGAGAAACCUCACUUUUGGGGGCAGCAAAAGUUCAUAUAGAGAUUAAAAAAAAAAAAAAUUAAAUUCCAGGUUCAGACUGACCGACUACAUUAGGGAAGAAUUUUAAUGAAUGUAGGGGUCGAUUUUUUUCUUUUGCAUACACUCCUCACUCACACACACAGCAGACCAUAGAUCUGAACUGGCUCCUGAGCAGAACACUUAACAUAAAUCAGAGUAUAAAUCCCAGUAAUUUCUACGAAUUAAAAGCGAUGCUCAAUAAUUUCAGAUGUUGCGACUAUUUUCUCGGCAGCUCGGUACAUCCACGCCUGCCACAAGUGGGAGGAGUCGACCAACCAGUGAUGCACUCAUGAACUCUCACACACCUCACUCAUAUCUACAGAUUUUAGGCUUUUAUUUUGCUAUUUGUUUGUUGGUUUCAGAAUUUUGUUGCUAUGGCAACAUGUACAAUUUGUCAUGCCAAUAAAGCACUUUUUGAAUUUGAAACUUCAGACAUUCGUUCGGUCAGUUUUCCAUGUUGCCUUGGGGUAUGAAAGAUUUAAGUUGGAGGAGGUUGGUGUUGAUGUUGCGGCCUGUCUUUGGGCACCCUGGGUGCCAUGCGGUAUCGCUCUGGGUAACAGGAGGGGUUUCAGUGUUGGUCACCACUUCUUGACCAUUUUGCCCAAAUAAACAAGCUCCCUCCUUAUGGUUGUGGAACUGUUUAGAAGGGGAACAAGUGACAGGCCAGCCCUGACCUGUAGGGGGUUUGAGAACGACAGAGUGGGAGAACAUUGGUCAGGCUCAACCGAAGCAAUACAAAAGGUAGACCAUACCUAGCUGGACCACCCUGGAGCUCCCUUGAAUAAAUUCCACUCCACUCGUUACCCCGAUGCACUUUCGCACACAAACACUGGGUCACUUAAUUCAAG
Molecule: messenger RNA, 3521 nt
Organism: Hemibagrus wyckioides
Lineage: Eukaryota; Metazoa; Chordata; Actinopteri; Siluriformes; Bagridae
Gene: polr3d
Product: polymerase (RNA) III (DNA directed) polypeptide D
Exons: 9
Coding region: 218-1387 (389 amino acids)
Biological process (GO): transcription by RNA polymerase III
Cellular component (GO): RNA polymerase III complex
Molecular function (GO): DNA binding
Source: RefSeq, a predicted model, not a curated record